CAAGUAUGUAUGGAGGGGUUUGUUAUUUUUGUGCAUGUGGGGAUUUUUUAAGCAUAUUUGAUUGCUUCCUGUGGCAGUAACUGUGCGUCUACAAUCCCUUCCUGAGUAACGUGAUUGCUGUACAACAGUCUGAGUCCAGACUGUGCUGCGGUUUCAUGUUACAGGUUAUCUGCCUUAAAAUAACAGAAGGCCUGAGCGUUUGAGUCAGUUUAAAAAAAACUGCCCCCGCUAUUGGUAGGGACGCAACAGGAUCACAGCCAAGGCUUGCCUGCCUUUUCUGCCAAAGCCUGUGUCAGAUUUAAGACACAUGCUUCUGCGAGCUUCCAUGAAGGUUGUGAAAAAAGUUUUAAUCCAAAGAUGGGUUGGGGUUUUCUGUAGCUCCAAACCUUGGUGGCCACACUGCCUCCUUACCAAGGGACCUGGGGCGUAGGGUGGAGAGAUGUUUUAAAUUUGCUGGACGUGAAAUGGAUAGAGUGCACUUAACAAAUUCAGGUAGAAGAUACGUCCACUUCUUGAUCGUUUUUUGAGAGCAUGAGAACAUUUUACAUUUUUUUUUUCUCUCUCUCUCCUCCCCCGACAAGAUUGUGCAAAAAUGUACCUUGCCUAAUUGAAGUCAUUUCAUUGGAUUUUGAUCACAACUAUUUGUUUUUCCAUGUGAGGUCUUGGGGUUUCCAACUUUCUGGAGAAGAAAUGCCUUUUGAAGCAAUUUUCUCUAUCUGCCUGAUGUCAACUGCUUGCUAAUCAGUGGAUAUUAAAAUAUUCAAAAUGUACAGACAGUGGGCAGUGGCGAAUAUUUUCAUGAUGUCUUACCUGCAGCUGGUACAGGGCUUCAGUUAUGAACACGGACCGGUUAAGCGGGCAUCUCGGUCCAUGUUAGAACGAUCUGAGCAGCAGAUUAGGGCUGCCUCUAGUUUGGAGGAACUGCUGCGAAUCACGCACUCUGAGGGCUGGAAGCUGUGGAGAUGCCGACUGAAGCUCAAAGGUCUCACCGGCAUGGACUCUCGCUCAGCAUCUCAUCGGUCCACCAGGUUUGCGGCAACUUUCUAUGACAUUGAAACACUGAAAGUUAUAGACGAGGAGUGGCAAAGAACCCAGUGCAGCCCUAGAGAGACGUGCGUGGAGGUGGCCAGCGAGCUGGGGCAGAGCACCAACACCUUCUUCAAGCCGCCCUGCGUGAACGUGUUCCGGUGUGGCGGCUGCUGCAAUGAAGAGAACCUCGUCUGUGUGAACACGAGCACCUCGUACAUUUCCAAGCAGCUCUUUGAGAUAUCAGUACCUUUGACAUCAAUACCUGAAUUAGUGCCUGUAAAAGUUGCCAACCAUACGGGCUGUAAGUGCUUGUCAACAGCUCCCCGCCAUCCAUACUCAAUUAUCAGAAGGUCCGUCCAGCUCUCUGAAGAAGAUCGAUGUCCCCAUUCCAAGAAACUCUGUCCCAUCGACAUGCUAUGGGAUGGCAACAAAUGUAAAUGUGUUUUACGAGAGGAGAAUCCCCUCGGAGGAAUGGAAGAGCACUCUCAUCUCCGGGAACUGGUGCUCUGUGGGCUGCAUAUGAAGUUUGACGAAGAUCAUUGCGAGUGCGUCUGUAAAGCACCGUGUCCCCGAGAUCUCCUCCAGCACCCAGAAAACUGCAGUUGCUUUGAGUGCCGAGAAAGUCUGGAGAGCUGUUGCCAGAAGCAGAAGAUAUUUCACCCAGACACCUGCAGCUGUGAGGACAAAUGUCCCUUUCACACCAGACCAUGUGCAAAUGGAAAACCAGCGUGUGCAAAGCACUGCCGCUUUCCAAAGGAGAAGAGAGCUGCCCAUGGGCUCCAAAGCCGAAAAAAUCCUUGA
Trichechus manatus latirostris (Florida manatee) is the source of this 1830-nucleotide messenger RNA. RefSeq names its product vascular endothelial growth factor D (gene VEGFD). The record is from RefSeq and is a predicted model, not a curated record. Gene Ontology annotation, biological process: positive regulation of protein phosphorylation; response to hypoxia; positive regulation of mast cell chemotaxis. Gene Ontology annotation, cellular component: membrane. Gene Ontology annotation, molecular function: growth factor activity; vascular endothelial growth factor receptor 3 binding; chemoattractant activity. NCBI's taxonomy places the organism in Eukaryota, Metazoa, Chordata, Mammalia, Sirenia, Trichechidae. The coding region runs from base 766 to 1830 and encodes 354 amino acids. The transcript has 7 exons.